AUGUUCAGGAGCGCAAAAAGCAAACUGUUUCGAGAAGUGAUUGUCAUUUAUUUUAGCAACCCUUCCUGCGAUCCCAGUGAUGAAAAUUCCUCGGAGAACGUUCGUUCUCGAUGUUAUUAUGCCAUGACUCGCACUGCAGCGAAAGAUCGCACUUGCUUGAGUUCGCUUGGUCCUGACAGAUACGAUGACAGCGAUGCAUUGAAUGAUCAGGUUUACAAUGCUUUCGAAGCUUUGAAUGGCUGCAUUACAUGUGGCGUUCAUUGCCACAGGCUUUGCGCUGGGCCUCCUUGGUCUACGUACUGUCCAGACGGCGAUGGUGCGGAAGAGAAAUGGCAGUGCGAAGACUGCAGGUUGGAUUUUUUCUAAUU
Messenger RNA from Cylicostephanus goldi, 368 nucleotides. NCBI's taxonomy places the organism in Eukaryota, Metazoa, Nematoda, Chromadorea, Rhabditida, Strongylidae. The record is from the annotation of a GenBank genome assembly.